Molecule: messenger RNA, 2471 nt
Organism: Nelumbo nucifera (sacred lotus)
Lineage: Eukaryota; Viridiplantae; Streptophyta; Magnoliopsida; Proteales; Nelumbonaceae
Product: protein GRAVITROPIC IN THE LIGHT 1-like
Biological process (GO): negative gravitropism; response to red or far red light
Source: RefSeq, a predicted model, not a curated record
UCUCUCUCUCUCUCUCUCCCCGUCUUCUCUGUUAUUUUAUUUUGGCUCCUUCUGAGCUCUGAUUCUCUUAAUUCUUAAAAAUGGUGAGGAGGGUUCAGUAACGAGAGAGGCUUUUAGCUUUCACGCCGAGGAAAGAUCAGAGGGUUUAUUUAUUUUGAAGUCAUUAUCGUCGCAAUGGAGGUUGGAGUCAGGUAAAAAAGGAGGAGUUUCUAAUUUCUGGUUUCUAUUCGAGGAAUUUCCAAUGCCAGCUCUUCAUCGCUGAAGAUUCCAACACUAUCGAAGUUUCUAUUUCGAUUUACAGAAUAGCAAAAUCGGAGAAGUUUCUUCGAAGGGUGUUUGAGAAGGUUAUAACUUCCAGAGAGAUCUGUUUCCCUUCCUGUUUGUUUUCCCCUGUUAUACGAUAACUCAGGGAAAUGAUAAGACUGGGCUUUUACUUUCUUUUCAUUCUGGGUUUCUUUCAUUGAAGAAGAAACCUUCAAAUCUUUUGGCUUUGAUUUGAGCUGCAGAGUUGCAGACAGAGGUCGCCAUUGGAGAAUCUUUGUUGUGCUCUUGUCGUCUACUCUUGACUCUUCUUUCCUUUUUGUGUCCACUGUUUUCCUCUGUUUCACGCUAAAUGAAGAGAAGUGGUAAAGAGGACACAAUCUCUCAGUCUCGGCUAUUUUGAGGGCAGAUGGACUCUGUCAAGCCGGCGGCGACUCCAAAUGUAGCCGGACUAAUGCGCAGUUUUGCUAAAGCACUUCGUUUUCGGGCUGGUGGGAUUGCGCCUGAUGAUGAAGUUAGGAAAUUGAAGUUGCGGGAGAAGGCCAAGAGUGGUCCGUUACCGUCAACUGGCCAUCGUUCUCAGUCUUUUGCAAAGGAAGAUGGAGAUGAAAAGCUUCGGAAGAGAGCAGCAAUGGAAGCUUUCCUUGCGAAGCUCUUUGCGAGCGUUUCGUCUUUGAAAGCAGCAUAUGCCCAGCUGCAGAUUGCUCAGUCUCCUUACGAUUCCAACGGGAUACAGACCGCGGAUGAGAUGGUGGUGUCUGAGCUGAUGCAUCUUUCUGAAUUGAAGCAGUGUUACUUGAAGAAGCAGAUUGAUCCUUCUUCUCAGGUUACGCUGUUGUUGGCGGAAAUUCAAGAGCAGCAGAGUCUGUUGAAGACGUAUGAAAUCAUGGGGAAGAAGUUUGAGUCGCAACUUAGGCUCAAGGARUCUGAGAUUACUUCUCUCAGAGAGAUAUUAGAAGAGUCUAAUAGACAAAAUAGAUUACUUGAGCAGAAAUUAAAUCCAAGUGGGCCUCUAUCUGGUCUAGACGAUCUCCACUUGUCGGGUUUGAAUCCAAGCCAUUUUAUUAUAGUUCUGAGACAUGCCAUUAAGUCACUUAAGAGCUUUGUCAAAUUAAUGGUUGAACAGAUGGUUUCAGCAGGGUGGCAUAUUGAUACCGCUGCCUCUUCAAUAGAACCUGAUAUUAUCUAUGGCAAACCAGAGCACAAGAGCUUUGCUUUUGAAUGCUUUGUUUGCAGAGAGAUGUUUGAUGGUUUCAAUAACCCCGAAUUUUCUCUUCCAAAUGAGCCUUUGCCCGAAAGGAAGCAACGGCGACGCCAUUUCUUUGACAGGUUCACAGAAUUGAAGUCCAUGAGAGUAAAGGAAUUUCUCUCCCAUAAGCCCAAUUCAACAUUUGGAAAGUUCUGCAGGGCCAAGUACUUAAGCCUCGUGCAUCCAAAGAUGGAAGCAUCCUUUUCUGGUGACCUGAACCAGAGAAGCAUAGUGAACUCUGGAGGAUACCCAGAAACAGCUUUUUUUGCAUCAUUUGCCGAGAUGGCAAAGCGGGUCUGGCUCCUGCAAUGCUUGUCCUUCUCAUUUGAGCCUGAAGUUUCCAUCUUUCAGGUGAGCAAAGGAUCCAGGUUCUCAGAGGUUUACAUGGAGAGUGUAAGCAAUGAUGCAUUCUUGUCAUCCAACAAUCUCCUCGUGGCUUUCACAGUCAUCCCCGGUUUCAAGAUUGGCAAAACUGUUAUACAGUGUCAGGUGUACCUAUCUCCAUCUCGAACUCAGGUGAACCACAGGCGGGCAAGCCGGUGAUGUCGCCGACCGACACCUGACGAAGGUGUAUCAGCAUUCUAGGAGCAUGGGUCCGGUCCACCCGUGAAGAUGGUCCAGAGGGGGUUAUAAUCUGGAACCUGGAGUUUAGAGAGGGAAGGCGAGUUCGGUUGCUCAGGUUGUGGAGAGUGGGGGCCCGACCUGGCUUUCUGUUGAACAAAAGAAAUCUGUUGCCAUUUGUGGGAGUGGACAUUAGUUUCUUAAUGCCCCUUUUGGAGAUUUCUGUUAACAGCCAAAAACCAGUGACAGAAAGAGUUUGCAACAAGAAGAAGACAGCGCUAUAGUUAAGUAAGAGCUUUUGUAUGUUUGCCUGUUCAAAACAUGUUUUUUUUUUCUUUUAAUUUUUUUUAUGUAUAUAUGCAUGUAAUUGGUGAAGAAAUCAUGGAAAAAUUUAAUAUAA